CAGUAUUUGACAGUCAGGUUAUGCUCGCACUACCCACCUUUUCAACUUACAAAAGAAUUUUGUAUGAUAGCUUCUUCAUCCUAAAUCUAAUUACAUAGGGAAGCGUUGAUCUUUCUCGAUCCAAUGGGGCCAUUCGCCCUCUCGGUGCCGCCCAACCGUUUAGGUGUGCACUCACACAAGCAGCUACAUGGCACCAGACAGCGAGACGAACUGUCAAGGGCGCCAUCGCCACACGCCGACUCCGAUGUAGAAACACAUAUCUCUUCUACGUCACGCCUACCUUCAGAGACUAUAAAUCCACUCAGCCAUAGUCCGGAUACGCUACGUCAGCUGGCACUAGCCGGGCUCAGACCCGAGGAUGAGCUGCCGUCGCAAAUACACAGAAGAUUCCCUCAUGAACCACUGCCAACGAGAAGCUCAACUAAACACCGCAAGGAACCGGUGUCACUAUUUGACAGUGAUGGCGGUGCCACAAGUGGGACGGAAACCGAUGCCACCGUCACCUCCCAACGAACCAAGAAGCCGGAGAAAAUUGUCGAUGCAGCGCGACAUACAGAGCGCAUGCGCCACUUGAGCACCAUGGCAGCCAUCAUGCACCGCUGUCUCCGCGACGGCGACAUCCCGCGUGCGAAGAGAGCGUUCGGGCUCCUUCUACGAACGAGGGACGUCGACAUACGGCUCGAUGACCUCUGGGCUAUCGGAUCUGAGAUUCUCAUGCGCGACGGAGAAGAAGCCAGAGAUGAAGAAGGAACAAGCCCACCUAGCGAAGCUAAGAAGCCGUCAUCGUCAUCUCGGAGAAAAUCACGAGGGAACUUAGAUGUAGAACUUCUAGAUGACGAUGACGACGACUCGGAUUCAUCCAUAGCAGAGACGGAAGAUGAAGUAUUAGAAGAGAUAGACGAAGAAGAAAGCUCCGCCGAACAAAGAGCCCCUCGGCCACCGCAACGCUGGGGCAGCGCAGCCAACAUGGCGCAAGUAAAGCUGUACUUCGAGACCCUGGCCCAGCAGUAUCCGCACGACCCGCACCGUCCGCGGAUGCCAACGGCAGUGACCUUCUGGCCCGCGCUGUUCGGGAUCGAGCUGUACAACCUCGACGCCGAGCUGCAGAGCGCGACGCACCAGAUCUACACAGAGACCAGCUUUCCCUCCCCUUCUUCGUCCCGGUCUGCGUCUCCCGACAGGGAUGGCUUCAAAAGCGAUGGAAUGGAUAUAGAUUACGACGAGGAAGAGAGAGGGGUAGACCGAGAAGGAGGAGGAGACGGAGAAGCAUCGGCAACCCGAUACGCUGCCCUCGACGACCUGCGCGCAGCGACACAGCGCGGCGCCCUCGAGAUAACAUCGCGCAUGGACACCAUCCUCGAGAACGCGCCGUACAGCAAGCUUCCAGAGCUCCUCCGUCUGCGGGCCCACGCAGCCCUUUUCAUCGGAGAUCUCCACUUGUCCUCGCGCUUCGUUGAACGAUGUCGACGACGCGAACAGCAUGAAGGGGGUGGUGCGGGUGGUAUAUCACUGCGGCAAGCAGAGCGACGGCUCAAGGCACACGUCAAGACCCCCGAGGAACACGUGGCACUGGCCAGACGCGGCGAGGAGCAGGAACGGGCCAGGGGGUUCUUCAGACGUGUUGUGGAGGCUAAGGGGAGGUUGGAAGACUGGGUUUUGCGGUCCCUGGACGAAGAUGAUGAGGAAGAGGAGUGAAGAAUGGGGGGGGUGAGUGGGUGGAGAGGAUUGAGCAUGAGGAAUAUAUUGUAUCGUGACUGUUACAAUGGCUUGAGAGGUCUGAUACCGUUUCCUUCAGCGUCACCGUCUUAAUAUCGUCUUACCAUACCUAAGAACAGAAUAGAUCGUCUCAGCAUGUGCAGUUGUGAAAUGAUUCUAACCCCGUCUAUAAACACUUUGCCAGAAAGCCAUCACAUCGCAUCGAGAGCUACGAGCGCUCCGUUCAAAAGUAAAUUCCUGUUCC
Xylaria bambusicola is the source of this 1960-nucleotide messenger RNA. RefSeq lists its product as uncharacterized. The record is from RefSeq and is a predicted model, not a curated record. The transcript is spliced from 2 exons. NCBI's taxonomy places the organism in Eukaryota, Fungi, Ascomycota, Sordariomycetes, Xylariales, Xylariaceae. Gene Ontology annotation, biological process: transcription initiation at RNA polymerase I promoter; nucleolar large rRNA transcription by RNA polymerase I. Gene Ontology annotation, cellular component: RNA polymerase I core factor complex. Bases 124 to 1695 code for a protein of 523 amino acids. Gene Ontology annotation, molecular function: TBP-class protein binding; RNA polymerase I core promoter sequence-specific DNA binding; RNA polymerase I general transcription initiation factor activity.